AGUUGCCGCGAGUGGUCGCCCCGACCGCGAGUGUACGAUGUGUGUAUGAGACCUGCGUGUGCUUUUGUUUUGUGCCAGAAGAUUAGUGUCGCCUGUCGCACAGACAUGAAGACGGAGCACCGCACGUGCUGCGCGUGCGGCGAGCCGAUCGCGGACCGGUUCCUGCUGGAGGUGGGCGGCGGCGCGUGGCACACGGCCUGCCUGCGCUGCUGCGUGUGCGCCGUGCAGCUCGACCGUCACCCCUCCUGCUUCCUGCGCGACAGACAGGUCUACUGCAAGCAGGACUAUGCCAAGAGUUUCGGCGCGAAGUGCUCGAAGUGCUGCCGAGGCAUCUCGUCGUCGGACUGGGUGCGCAAGGCGCGCGAGCAGGUGUACCACCUGGCGUGCUUCGCGUGCGACGCGUGCGGCCGCCAGCUGUCCACGGGCGAGCAGUUCGCGCUGCACGAGGACCGCGUGCUCUGCAAGCCGCACUACUUGGAGACGCUCGACGGUGGCUCCAUUUCUUCAGAUGAUGGGUGCGACUCGGAGGGUUAUCACAAGAGCAAGGCGAAACGGGUCCGCACGACGUUCACAGAGGAGCAGCUGCAGGUGCUGCAGGCGAACUUCCAGCUGGACUCGAACCCCGACGGGCAGGACCUGGAGCGCAUCGCCCAGGUCACCGGCCUCAGCAAGAGGGUCACGCAAGUCUGGUUCCAGAACAGCCGGGCGCGGCAAAAGAAACACCAGCACACCGGGAAAGGGAAACAGAAUCAAGUGAUGUCGCGGGAGAGCGACCCGGUGGGGUUUGGCCGGCCCAUCAACCUCCACCUCACGUACUCUUUCCAGAACAAACCUCCUUUUGUGCCGAUAGAUGGAACUUCGUUCACGGAUUCUUCUAUGGAUGAGUUGUCAGAAGACUCUUCCAUCCACUGCAUGCAGAGUGAAGCAUAGGCCAGCUCCCCGUCCCCACGCAACUCCCAGCUUGUAGCACCCCUCAGACCCAGCUUUAUGUAGACUUCAAUUCUCAUGAAGAUACACUGUUACGACACAAAACCCUUUCUAUUUGUAAGGGUAUGUAUUCAUUACCUAUUUAACUGUUUUGUCGCUGUUUGACUCCGAGAAGCUUUAUCAAACGAUAGAGACGAAACACCGAUUAAAUAAUUUUACAUGUAAGGUUCAAAUAUAAUCCAAUUAAAUCACUUUAUGAACAGUCGGAUAACGGAACAUUUUAUUAAAUAAGUAGAAUUGUAAAAAUAAUAUAGACCCCUAUUUAGUUUUAUAUUCAAUAUUAUUGUAAAAAGGUUUAUUUAUUUAUUUAUUAUAAGUAACUGUGAUACGUUCCUUCGAAUAUAUUUUACGUCUAAUUUAUAAAUACUUACUCGCCAAGUUACAGUACAUUGCGUGUUAUAAUUAAACAAGUAACAUUAAUAAAUAAUCAUGGGUUGUCCGUACAAUAUAUUACUCAGAAAAUUGUUUUUAGAUCGGUUGUGAAACACGAUUUUAAUAUUUCAAUAAUUUAAUGCUUCGCUUUUGCAUUUAAUUACACUUAACUGCAGUAAUACGACUUACGGAAAGGUUACUUCGGGAAAAUGUAUUUUACGGACAACCGUUUAAAUAUGAUAACAAUAAAUAGUGCCAAAUUACGAGUAGAUUAACAUCGUUUGAAUGUAAUUAAAUAAUACCUAUAUAUAAAGAUGUAGUUUCUAUAUAAGUUAAAAAUCGAGUAUAUUACGUAACGCUUCGCUUGUAUUGAGUAAACAUAUUGCAAUGUACAUAAAUAUAUAUAUCUUUAAAAUUUAAAUUACUAACACAUAGUAAAAUAACUUUUACCGCAAUUUGGACUUGAAUAUCGCAAUUCAUAAUUACAUUGAUGUAAUUACUAAGUAAUAUCCGUUUAAAUAACGCAAGGCUGUCAAACUUCGUUUUUAUAAAACAAUAAAGAGCCGAUUUAUAAAGAAGAAAAGGAUGCAAUAAUAAUAAUUGUUAAUGAUAUUUGAAUAUUGUUAAACAAUUUAUAAAGUUAAAUAUUACGUUUAUAGAUACAGUUCUACACACGUGUAUUUAAAGUCAUU
Colias croceus (clouded yellow) is the source of this 2051-nucleotide messenger RNA. It is a transcript of the gene Awh, whose product is annotated as LIM/homeobox protein Awh. The coding region runs from base 46 to 930 and encodes 294 amino acids. The record is from RefSeq and is a predicted model, not a curated record. Gene Ontology annotation, molecular function: DNA-binding transcription factor activity, RNA polymerase II-specific; RNA polymerase II transcription regulatory region sequence-specific DNA binding. Gene Ontology annotation, biological process: neuron differentiation; regulation of transcription by RNA polymerase II. The transcript is spliced from 6 exons. Gene Ontology annotation, cellular component: nucleus. Lineage: Eukaryota; Metazoa; Arthropoda; Insecta; Lepidoptera; Pieridae.